AUGUCGUCUCUUUUUCAGAACAGAGAAUACCAAGCCCUCCCAGAGCAGGAGAAGCACCAUAAUGAGGCUGAAAAUGAGACUACCGCUCUCCCUGGUCGCAGCCAAGCACGGAACAAGAAGUUCUACGUCGCAGUUGCUGCAUUGAUCGCGGUAGCUUUACUGGCUUUGGUAGGAAUCACUUCGGCAUGGACAUCCGAAAUCGAGUCAGUUCCGGACCUUACUGAUGCUAAGCCCAUGGAUGAUGAAUCGAGAGAGUUUUUAGCCAACCUGGGAAGAGCUGGAGACCAGCAGUAUCUUUUAGGAGUUGGAAAGGCUGACAUCACAGGACCUGUUGUUGAGAUCGGUUUCAUGGGAUAUGCUGUCCUGGAUCAAGUUGGAACUGGUCUCAGACAACGUCUCUACUCACGUGCUUAUAUCAUCGGCAAUGUCAACAAGCCAUCUGAUCGAUUUGUCUACCUCGUUCUUGAUAUUGCAAAUGGCGAUACAGCAAUCAGAUACGGUGUUGUCAAUGCGCUGAAGGGUGCUGGAUUGGGAAUCUACAACCAGAGCAACAUUGCUCUGACAGGAACUCAUUCACACUCCGGACCUGGAGCUUACAACAACUAUCUCCUGCCCCAAAUCACGACACUUGGAUUCUCCAAGCAAAGCUACCAGGCAAUUGUUGACGGAACUGUUCUUUCCAUUCAGAGAGCCCACGCAAGCCUUGCACCUGGUUAUCUUAAGUACGGCGAUACUAAUGUCACGGACGCCAAUAUCAACCGCAGUCUGUACGCUUAUCUCGCAAACCCAGCUGCGGAGCGAGCCAAGUAUGCUAGUAAUGUUGAUACUACCCUCACUUUGUUGCGUUUCAAACGUGCCUCGGAUGGAAAGAACACUGGAGUUCUUGGCUGGCACAGUGUCCACGGAACAUCGGCAUUAGCCAACAAUACCCAUGUCACAGGGGAUAACAAGGGUGUCACGUCCUACUUGUUCGAGAAGGCAGCUUUGACUGACCCCAAAGCUGCUCCUGGAUUCGUAGCCGCUUUCAGUCAGAGCAGUGUUGGGGACACAUCGCCCAAUGUUUUGGGAGCAUGGUGUGACGAUGGAACUGGAACUCAAUGCACUUUUGAUAAAAGUACAUGCGGUGGCACCAGUCAGGCUUGCCACGGCCGAGGUCCUGCGUUCCAGAAGCUUGAUCUUGGCAUUUCUAGCUGUUAUGAGAUUGGCAGAAGAGUGUUCACGGCAGCCAAGUCGUUAUAUGAUUCUCUCGACAGUGUUGGAACAGCUGUUGCUGAUUCAAGUGUAAAAUUCUACCACACCUUCCAAGAUAUGCAGUAUUUCCAAUUCCCUUUGCCCAACGGAACGAUUGUUCAGUCCUGCCCAGCUGCUCUCGGUGCAGGAUUUGCUGCCGGCACCAGCGACUGGCCAGGAGCAUUCGACUUCACUCAAGCAAAUAACGACUCUCAAACCCAGAACCCAUUUUGGGUUCUCGUUCGAGAUGUUCUCACCACGCCCUCUGCCAAGCAAGUAGCUUGUCACAGACCCAAGCCAAUUCUCCUCGAUGUCGGUGAGAUGCACGGCCCCUAUGAAUGGUCACCCAACAUCAUCGAUAUUCAGUCCUUCCGCGUUGGUCAACUCUUCAUGAUCAUCUCCCCCGGAGAAGCAACGACCAUGACAGGACGCCGCUGGAAGGAUGCCGUGGCAAAAGCAGCUAUCGCCAAAGGAAUCACCACUUCCCCCAAAGUCGUGCUCGGCGGUCCAGCGAACACAUACGCACACUACAUCGCCACACCUGAAGAGUACGGCAUUCAGCGCUACGAAGGUGCAUCAACACUCUUCGGUCCCUGGACAUCCAGCGCGCACAUGUAUCUCUCUGAAAAGAAUAUCGGAUACCUCAUGGCUAGCAAUACCAGCCAGCCUGCUUCUGGACCCCUCCCACCUGACAACUCCGAUAAUUCCAUCUCCCUCAUCACCGAUGUCGUUUGGGACUCUCCUCAUCCAGGUACUUCAUAUGGAUCUGUCAUGGCCCAGCCCAAAGCAUCCUACUCCAUCGGCUCCGUCGUAAAUGUAACCUUUGUGGCUGCCAACCCGCGUAACAACCUGCGUCUUGAAGGAACAUUCGCUGAGGUGCAGAUGCUUGUUAAUGGAGCAUGGACCAAGGUCCGCGACGAUAGCGAUUGGUUCCUCGUGUAUACGUGGUACAGAGAUGAUGGUUUGAUCGGGAGCUCGCAUGUUGUAUUGAGCUGGGAGACGGAGAGCUAUGCGCAGAAGGGAACGUAUAGAUUCAAGUACUAUGGGGAUAGCAAGGUGCUUGGAGGAAAGAUUACAGCGUUUACCGGGACCAGUGGCAACUUUACGUUGGUCUAG
Cadophora gregata is the source of this 2346-nucleotide messenger RNA. RefSeq lists its product as uncharacterized. Gene Ontology annotation, cellular component: extracellular region. Gene Ontology annotation, molecular function: N-acylsphingosine amidohydrolase activity. The record is from RefSeq and is a predicted model, not a curated record. The coding region runs from base 1 to 2346 and encodes 781 amino acids. The transcript has 9 exons. Gene Ontology annotation, biological process: ceramide catabolic process; long-chain fatty acid biosynthetic process; sphingosine biosynthetic process. Lineage: Eukaryota; Fungi; Ascomycota; Leotiomycetes; Helotiales; Ploettnerulaceae.